GCCAUGAUCCCGAUCCCGGUCGUGGUGUGCGUGCUGGGCGGCUGGUGCGCCAUCUACCUGGCGGACACGCUGCUGAAGUCAUCCAGCUCUUUAAAAGCGUCUUAUGAAGACUGGCUGCUGACAUAUGGCCUGAGUGUCUCUCCUUUCCACAUGCGAUGGCAGACUGCUCUCUUCAACCGCCAGUUCUACAACUGGGGACGAUGGAAACCUAGAUUUCUUUAUCUAUGGUUCAGCAUAGGAAUGGUGUUUGGUAUAGUUGCCAUGUUUGGAUCAGUUAUUCUCCUUGGAAAAACACUGAUGCAAACACUGACCCAGAUGCUAACCGAGGCCCCCAAAGCCCAGAAUGACCGAAUGCUGCAAGUUGUGGUGCCUGGUGUAAAUUUGCCUGUCAGCCAGCUGGCCUAUUUCUUCUCUGCAAUCCUCAUCAGUGGUGUGAUACAUGAAGUCGGCCAUGGGGUGGCAGCUAUUCGAGAGCAAGUACGGUUUAAUGGAUUUGGAAUUUUUAUCUUCAUUGUCUAUCCUGGAGCAUUUGUUGACCUCUUCACAACUCACUUGCAACUUAUCUCUCCAGUCCAGCAAUUGAGGAUAUUUUGUGCAGGAGUGUGGCAUAAUUUUGUUCUUGGUGUUGCAAGUCUUAUAGUUUUGUUUCUGCUACCAGCCAUUCUUUUCCCUUUCUAUUACACGGGUGUUGGGGCACUUGUCACUGAAGUCACAGAGGAUUCUCCUGCCAAUGGACCACGAGGCCUUUUCGUAGGGGAUCUUGUCACUAGUCUGCAGGACUGCCCAGUUUAUAGUGUGGAAGACUGGAAUUACUGCCUGGGAGACAUUACAGAGAAGUCACAGAUUGGCUACUGUAUAAACGCAGCAACCCUACAGCAAUUAAGUUUUCCAGCUAGAGUCUAUAGAAGACUCGACGGCACAGUUGAAUGUUGUAGUAACAACAGCCUCACCGACAUUUGCUUUUCAUACAGCAAUAACUUGGACAGCCCCUUGCAUGCCUGUCUGCCAGCCCGAAAGGCGAUUGAGGCCAGCCAAGUGUGUCGAACCAACACGGACUGCCAGAAGGACUUUGUUCCAAGCUUGUGUGUCACUCCUUCUUUAGAGAACCAGACAAGACUAAUCAGGGUAAAACAUCCACCUCAUGUGGACAUGCUGUUUGUAGGACACCCCAUGCAUCUCCAGUACACAGUAAGUCUCAGCAGUUUUGUACCACGACAUAACUUUCUAAGUAUUGAUCUGCCUGUGGUGAUAGAGACGUUUUGCAAGUACCUAAUUUCGCUGUCGGGAGCACUGGCAGUUAUCAAUGCUGUACCCUGCUUUGCGUUGGAUGGUCAGUGGAUAUUAAAUUCAUUCCUGGAAGCUACUCUGAGCUCACUGAUUGUGGAAAAGCAAAACAGGGAGCUUGUUGGCUUUUUAAUUUUACUUGCUGGCAGUGCACUUUUGGCUGCCAAUGUUGCACUAGGACUUUGGAUGGUAACAGCACGGUAGGACAUUGAAAUGGCUUCGAUCAGUUAUUGAAGUACACAAGAGUGGUGGAGCUAUUGCCUUUCAAAACUUGGUCAGUACUGAAAUUGAAGUAAUUCCCUUAAAAUGCCACUGGAAGAACAAUCACUUGUGGCUGCUGUUUUAACUUAAAUCUGUACAACGUUGUGCCUGUGAUCAUGGAAAGAAAUGAAAGAAACAAGUAAGGACCUUUUUCAAUACUCUUUAAAACAUGGUACUAAUUUUGGACAAAUUGUGUUGUAAAACUUCAUAGGAAAAAGCCUAAAGCUUCAUUAAUCUAGAUUCCAAAAUAAGGAAAUUAUUUGGCCUCAAACACUUGUAAAGUGGAAGGGGGAAAGCAGUUUUCUUUUGCAGUCUGAAUAAUUGUCAAGUAGUCUUUGUGGGAUAUGAUCAUUUUACCAGUCACCAUAGUCUUGAGUGUCUUGUUUUAUUUUUCAAUCUAGUGAUCUACCAAAUAUGACUCUAAGAAACCAUAAAGUCUGAGCUCGUCCUAAAAUGGUGAAAAGCUGAGUAAAUGAUAAGCAUGUGUUAAUGAGAAGAGAGGCACCAUAUGGGUUAGUAUCUUUCCAGCUGGCCAAUAUGACUGGAAGGACGUGGUCCUCAGGAUGUAGAUGGGAAGGGACAAUGCCAGUUAAGAAUGGGGUUAUGUGGAGGAUAACGAAGCCUCCAGGUCUGUGUUUCUUAAGCAUUCAGUGGUGUAAAACCAUGUGCAGCUGAAGAUUUUAUAAGGCAAUAUUUUUCAGCAAUAGCUAGAAAAUAAUCCGAAAUUAUAGUUUAUGUGUACUGAAGCAUUCUGUACAAAAUUAUUCCUAAUGAUAAAUGAUCUUUGUGAGUUUUUUAUUUAUAUUUUAUUCAGAAGGUGAUACUUUUUGCCGUUAAUGGUGUAAACUGUUGUUUUUUUCUUGUCCAUCUUUGGCUGCUAUUCAUGCAAUACAGUUGAUGUACAGUAACUCUGUCUUUCAAAGAGUUGUUUUUCUUUGUUAGCAUUCAUUCUAAUUGAAGAUGUUUAGUUAAAGGUUUCCUUGUAUCAGAACUGGUUAUAUAUAUGUAUUAGGAAAAUUUUGAAAAAUACUUAGCAGCUUCCAUGUUCCCAGUGUUCCCAGACGGAGCUGCUCCAGUUCAGAGUCGUUUAGAAGAAAUGCCCUUUUCAUCCAGGAACUUAUGCGGAAGCUGAGCCUCCAAAGAGUGGUCUGCAAAGAGCCGUGAAACACUCGCAAAAGAUUCUCUUGGCACUUGGGGUAAAAACCUGCAUAAUUUUACCGGCAGGGUUCAGCCCUCUUCCUGCUGCUGCUGCAUGGACUCGCAACUUUCAUGUUUGCAUAUGUCCAUGAUUUUUGCACAGUAGCCUUCACAUCUAGAAUGACUAUAAAAUGAUGGUACCUUGGUUUAGGAACUGUUUUUAUUAAGAUGUUAUAAGUAGGAAUGAGAGAAUAUGUUUGUUUAUUUAUUGUUUUAUUAGUUUAUUAUCUCUCUAGGGCUGUCACAGCUUUGGCCUCCUUCCUGAAGUUCACUGAUGUGGGGUAGCAGCCCCUUGCCUCUGAUUUUCAGUCAGCCAACCUGGGCAUGCCAGCACAUGCCAGAUCCUGGUAAUGGAGAGCAAGUCAUCCAGUGAGUCUAGUGUGAGUCAGUCUGUAUGGGGUUGAGAGGGAGAAGCAAGAAAGGAAAAUCAAACUACCAGGAAAUGCCAGAAGGCUUCUCUUUCUUCAGGAAACAUCUGACAAGUCUAAUUCAUCAUUUAUACAAUAAACUUAGCAGAAGUUUCCAAAUCACAGUUCUCAUGUGCCAUUCUUCCAGCCUUCUGUGGACCUGGGUGACCUGAGCUGCGUGGCUCCUACGUGAGGCCCAGCUCUGGAAGUCUCUUCACUCACCUAAGUGGCUGCUCUCUAAUCUGAUCUCGUCCUUUUUCAGGGCUUUGUGCCACUUGCUUCUGUCUCCAUGUCCUGUCCAACCUACACUGCAUAGAAUUAACUUUAAUUUAGGAGGCUUAAUGCCAUUUAGUAAGACAAUAUAUUGACAUUUCAAAAAGGCUGCCACUGUUUACAUAUCGUAGAGUUGCAGUCUUUUUCAUCUAACACAACAAAACAUGUAUCUGAUGAUUUCAAAAGCAUUCUGUGAAUAACAUUUAAAGUUUAAUACAUUCUAUAUUCAGACUGACUCCUGUUGCAUGGGACAAUCUCUUCAGCGUAAUAUUUUCUUUGGAGGUGUAGGCAAGAUAUUUAAAAUUUUUCUUUGGAAUAACGUAGACAAGUUCUGUCUGCUAUAAUGAGUCUGGCAGGCUAUUCC
Messenger RNA from Nothoprocta perdicaria, 3786 nucleotides. RefSeq names its product membrane bound transcription factor peptidase, site 2 (gene MBTPS2). Gene Ontology annotation, biological process: membrane protein intracellular domain proteolysis; regulation of response to endoplasmic reticulum stress. The transcript is spliced from 11 exons. Gene Ontology annotation, cellular component: membrane; cytoplasm. Gene Ontology annotation, molecular function: protein binding; metalloendopeptidase activity. The record is from RefSeq and is a predicted model, not a curated record. Bases 4 to 1488 code for a protein of 494 amino acids. NCBI's taxonomy places the organism in Eukaryota, Metazoa, Chordata, Aves, Tinamiformes, Tinamidae.